Ictalurus punctatus (channel catfish) is the source of this 7349-nucleotide messenger RNA. RefSeq names its product cyclin-dependent kinase 16 (gene cdk16). The coding region runs from base 522 to 2096 and encodes 524 amino acids. Gene Ontology annotation, cellular component: cytoplasm; nucleus; synaptic vesicle. The record is from RefSeq and is a predicted model, not a curated record. The transcript is spliced from 18 exons. Gene Ontology annotation, molecular function: ATP binding; protein kinase activity. Gene Ontology annotation, biological process: neuron projection development; protein phosphorylation; exocytosis. NCBI's taxonomy places the organism in Eukaryota, Metazoa, Chordata, Actinopteri, Siluriformes, Ictaluridae.
GGGGGGAGGGGAGCACUUUGCAUUCUUAUACCUUUAUCAGAUUGAGAUGUGUUCUAGCAACCUGUGGGUGGGGGAAAAAAUCUAAAACGACAAGUUAUUACAAGAUGGCAGAGUGAUUUUAUAUCGUGACUGAAGUGUAAUCAGGUCUAAAUCUACCUCUCCGACGAGCUUGUGUGUGUGACUCCGGAUCUAUUCGCAGCUCUAACCUGACUGCUCCCGUCCCUUCCCUUCCACUCCACUCCGGAUUUGGCCAGCAAGGGGGGAAACGAACAGCUGCUGCGGACGUUUUUGACACGGUUUUUCGCGGACAGGGAGUUUCUGAUGCCGUCAGCCAGGAAAGGAUCGGUGCACAGCCGGAGCGGGUAGGAAAUCAUGGCCGAAGACUAUUGGGAGUGCACGGCGGCCGCUUUGGGAUAUUAACGAUUCAGAAGGACACACGGGAAUCUCACGUCCUCCCUCGGGGCGACUGUACAGUGGCUGCCCCUCCCUCCUCAUCGUCUCGGCCCCCCCUGCCCCCUCUGAUGGAGCGCGUGAGGAAGAUCAAGCGGCAGCUGUCCAUGACGCUGCGGGGGGGCAACAACGGGGACAAGAACUUGCCCGAGAGCAUCAGCUCUCAGGACACAGGAGCACACAGCGACUCUGAGGCCAUGCCAGGCGGGGGUAGUGCCACUCUGCGUGGUUCAGUGAGAGGAGCGGGCGGCUCAUUCAGCAUGCACUCGCUCCUGCAGUCCUACAGCAGCUCCCUGCACCGGCCGCGCAGCCUGGGCCGCAGCCUCAGCUCCUAUCUCAACCACACAACACGCCUCGAGAUCGUCCACGAAGAUGUAAAGAUAGGCUCCGAUGGAGAAAGCGACCAGGCGUCGGCCACCUCCUCCGACGAGGUGCACAGCCCAGUCCGUGUGAGGAUGCGCAACAACGCAGGGCGCAAAAUUUCCACUGAGGACAUAAAUAAGAGGCUGUCUCUGCCGGCUGAUAUCCGACUCCCAGACGGCUACCUGGAGAAGUUCAGUCUGAACAGCCCGCUGUUUGAUAAACCACUGAGCAGACGACUGCGUAGGGUCUCUCUGUCAGAAAUUGGUUUCGGGAAGCUGGAAACCUACGUGAAACUGGAUAAACUAGGAGAGGGCACGUAUGCCACGGUCUAUAAGGGUCGCAGUAAGCUAACCGACAACCUCGUGGCUCUCAAGGAGAUCCGGCUGGAGCAUGAGGAAGGAGCUCCCUGCACCGCCAUCAGAGAGGUUUCCCUAUUAAAGGAUCUCAAGCAUGCCAACAUUGUGACUCUGCAUGACAUCAUCCACACCCAGAAGUCUCUGACGCUCGUCUUUGAAUACCUAGAUAAAGACCUGAAACAGUAUCUGGAUGACUGCGGGAACUGCAUCCACAUGCACAACGUGAAGCUCUUCUUGUUCCAGCUUUUGCGAGGACUGAACUACUGUCACAGACGCAAAGUCCUCCAUCGAGACCUCAAACCCCAGAAUCUUCUCAUCAAUGACCGUGGGGAGCUCAAACUGGCUGACUUUGGUCUGGCUCGAGCCAAGUCGAUUCCCACCAAGACUUACUCGAAUGAAGUGGUGACUCUGUGGUACCGCCCACCAGACAUCCUACUGGGCAGCACAGAUUACUCCACCCAGAUUGACAUGUGGGGCGUCGGCUGCAUCUUCUACGAGAUGGCUACGGGUCGGCCGCUGUUCCCAGGAUCCACAGUGGAGGAGGAGCUGCACUUUAUCUUCAAACUGCUAGGGACACCUACGGAAGAAACCUGGCCUGGAAUAACCUCCAAUGAAGAAUUCAUGUCCUACAACUACCCCCGUUACCGUGCCGACUGCCUCCAUAACCACACCCCUAGGCUGGACAAUGACGGAGUGGACCUGCUGUCCAAACUGCUGCAGUUUGAAGGAAAGAAGCGCAUAUCUGCAGAAGAAGCGAUGAGACACUCGUACUUCCACUGUAUGGGAGAGAGAGUCCUCACACUGCCUGACACUACAUCCAUAUUUGCACUUCAAGACAUUCAGCUGGAGAAGGAGGCGACCAUGAGGACGAGCUCGAUGUCCGACUCCGUGAACAGUAUAUCUCAGCGGCAGAGCUUGCUCUUCUGAUUGGCCCGAAGCGUGACUAUGCUGAAAGAAAGAAGAGGAGGAUGAACGGAGAUGUUUCUGUGUGCGAUUAUGAUGAAGGGAUCCCCGUGUAUUUGUUUUUGUGUUUGUUUUCCUCACUUCUCUAACUGAGUCAUUGCUGUCAUGUGGCAUUGCUUUUCGGGGGGGGGGAAGGGGAGGAGUUACUAGAUGUUUACAUGGGAAGAUGAGAAUUUUUUUGUUUUUGGGUUGUUUUUUUUUUUUUUUUUUUUUUUUUUUUUUUUUUUUUGUAUUUAUAGCGUUUGUGUCCUGAUUAUGCACUCUGUUUGCAUGUACCUGUAAGCCAUGUUCUCCUCCCACUCACUUUCAGUUGCGUGUCUGGUCGAAUUGGACUUCGCUGUACGUUUUUGUAGUUUCAUUUGAAUCCGUUACUAGAACGAACCACUAAUGAUGACGCGAAUGGUUAAUAAUAAUAUCCUUCGCUUCAGAACUGUGACUGUUGAACAGGAUUGAAUACUGUUAUGCAUUCAAGCCUUCAUCUUAGUCUUCCUCCUCAGCGUUCUCAAUCUGACCCUCGCAUUCACUCACGUAUCUCACACACGCACACACUGACAACCACUGAAAACCACGGCAUGAUUUUACCAAAGAUUUUUCCCUCCUUGAAAUCAUUAGAGCUUCCAAUUUGCCCAAACGUCCCCCGGCGUCUCUGUAUUUUUACCCUCGCAGCCAUCUGCUUCUUCCUGCUUUACUGGUUUUUCCAAAAACUGUUUUGAGUAACGUUUGUUCAUGUUUAGUACUCUGGCGAAAUGAUUUACCAGUGAACCAGAAUCCAAUCCAAACCUAAACCUGAGCAGUUAAAGGUUACAGGUUUGUUUGUCCGAGGCUCAACUGUGGCUUUCUGAAACAUCUCAUUUGAACUCACAACCUUAACAGUAGGGACGCACUGCUCCGCUUUUUCGGAAUAUUUUUUAAAAUCUGAUCAUUGUAUGCAGGAUUUUUCCAAUAUUAAAGGUGCAGUUUGUAACGUUUGAGUGUUCUCAGGCCAGUAACGAUCAAACCUGUCGGCACUUGAUUGUUUACUGGAUUUUAGCGGUUUCUUUCAGGUUUCCAUUUUUCCGGCGUCUAAAUUAGCCCCGCCCCUUCAGCUGGAAUCGAGUCGCUCAGCCCUACCCCUUUUUUGAGCCUGGCGUAAUUUCUUAGAAAGAAAUGGUUGACUCUAGAACCCGAAUGUGUUAUUUGUUUUGACCCUUCCCUUAAAUGUUCUAUGUAGAGCCGUAGAAUAAAGUGUUUUCCUAUCAGACGGGGUUCCGUAUGAAAUCCGUACAGGAAGCUAAAUACACUUAACUAUAAGAGGAACCCUUUUCCUCUUAUAAAGAGUGUAAUUUCAGUUUCAGCAGAGGGGGUGGAGUCUGAAAUUCACUUUACACUAUGGAGAGGCUCUAAAUAUGACCAGCUGCCGCUUUUGCAGGAGAUGUUUAGAAGAUGCUUGAAGAUUUAGAAGACACUCGAUUUGCUUGCGGAUGAUGAAAUGAGUCCUAACUGAACUCGUUUGAGCAAGAAGAAUGAAACCGCACAUCAAACUCGCACCCGUUCAUGGGCGCCUCCCUACUGGAAAGCUGUGUGUCGAGCAGGAAGCUACAGUGUGCUGUUUCUGUGAUGGUGUGUGCAGUCCAGCUCUGCUGCGGAAACGUCAGUGUGUUGUUACAGUGAGUGUGUUCUGUGGUGCGGAGCUCAGGACCCAAAACUUUUUAUUCACUAAUAAGGUGUGUGUGAAGACAAUGCAAAACGCCACUGUGUGUGAAGUCGGUGGAGUUAAUAUUAUUAUUAUUAUUAUUAUUAUUAUUAUUAUUAUUAAGGUUAUGAUGUGUUCUCAGAGCUUUAGUUUGCCAUUCCCCUUCAACUGUGCUGAUUAUUUUGUGUAUCUCUGUGUGUGUGUGUGUGUGUGUGUGUGUGUGUGUGUGUGUGUGUGUGAGCGCGUGUGUGUGGUUUAGAUGAAUGCAGCGUAGACGGUGUGUGAGACGAGGUAGAAGUCUGUGGUACAGUGUAAAUAGCAGAAAAGGGCAGUGGACAGUGCAAUGACAGGAAGUGGAUUUUUAAAGCAACACGACGAUAUUUGAGGGAUUUAAUCCUUUUGCAGGAAUUACUGCGUCAGUGCGGCGUGGCAUGGAGGCGAUCAGCCUGUGGCACUGUUGAGGUGUUCUGGAAGUCCAGGUUGCUUUGAUGGCGGUCUUCAGCUCGUCUGUAUUGUCGGGUCUGGUGUCUCUCGUAGAUUCUCUAUGGGGUUCGGGUCAGGCGAGUCGGCUGGCCGAUCAAGCACAGUAACACCACGGUCAGUAAACCAGUUACUAGUAGUUUUGGCGCUGUGGGCAGGUACCAAGUCCUGCUGGAAAAAGAAAUCAGCAUCUCCAUAAAGCUCGUCAGCAGAUGGAAGCAUGAAGUGCUCUAAAAUCUCCUGGUAGACGCUGCAUCGACUCUCGACUUGAGAAAACACAGUGGACCAACACCAGCAGAUGACCUGGCAACCCAAAUCAUCACUGACUGUGGAAACUUCACACUGGACUUCAAGCAGCUUGGAUUCUGUUCCUCUCCACUCUUCCUCCAGACUCUGGGACCUUGAUUUCCAAAUGAAAUUCAACAUUUACUUUCAUCUUCCCCGUGACUGUGGUUGUGUACUGAACCAGCCUGACAGAUUAAAGGCUCAAGAAACUUUCGCAGGUGUUUUGAGUUAAUCAGCUGAUUAGAGUCUUCGGUCAACAUUUCUCUAAUAUAAAUCCUUUAUUCUAAUAUUUUGAGAUACUGGAUUUUUGAUUUCCAUGAGCCGUAAGCCGUAAUCAUCGAGAUUAAAACAAAACAAGGCUUGAAAUAUUUCACUUUGUGUGUCUACAAUAUAUGAAAGUUCCAGUUUUUGAAUUAAAUUAUGGGGAAAAAAUUAACUUAAUUACUGCUUACUGUAUAUUCUCUGUGCUCGCUCGCUCGCACUCUCUCUCGCGCUCUUCUUUGUCUCUCCGUCUCGUCUAAAUGGGCCUCAUUUAUCAAACGUUCACUCCUGAGUGUGUGUAAAUUUACCCAUAAGAAGACUAACUAAGGUAAACCUCGAUCGACUUCAAGUACAUAUCAUUUGCAUGGGUUACUGCACUUUUAUCAAUCUGUCGAGUUUACAUUGCUUAUUUUUAUUACAUAUACAGCGUUUAGCAGGUGCCCGUGUCCCGAGUGACUUAUACAAGUGUUUUGGCGUCUAUAAAAACGCGCGCGCACGCUCACGCUCGUUCACUAGGUCAGAGGUCAAGAGCACCAUUGAGAACAUUCUGUGAUAAACAGUCAUUUUAUUGUAUUGGUAUUUAUUAGUGAAUGUGAAAAAUAAAGAACAUGGAGCCAACACAAACCCAUACAUUAAGACAAAUCAAACUAAUCCUUCAGUUAGAGCAACACCACAACGAACAAAAACACACCGUAGUAUAAACGGAGGACGGGCCGUUCUGCGAACCGUAAACGCAUGCGUCAGCUGACGGAAGAUUACGGUCACGCUUAUACGUUAGAGCGCAUUUAAAGACCGGGAGGAUUGAUUUGAUUUAUUUUUGUAGGAUGAACGCUGGCUCAUAAAUCAGUUCUGUUUGCCAAAGCAUCUCCUUUUAACACUGUCUGUCACUUCCGGCUUGUCGGCCGAGACACCUAGAGCAAUUUUUAAGUGGCGGUGUCCCUGCGUGGCACACUCGCCUCACUUAAGUCACGCCUCGUUCAUCUUUUCUGGAAUCUGUCUCUAGGUUUUGAGCUUUUCAGUGCUGUUACACUGAUGAAUAUUUUUUACUUUGCGUAGAAUAACUUCCACUUCUUCUGUCGUUCCUCCUCGUCUUUCGCUGUUUAGCAGUCAUUUCCUGUUCACAGCCCUCUGUGCUCUUGACCUUUUACGGGGUUUUGUGGGUGUCACUACAUGCAAAUGAGCUGCAAGUGAGCAGGAACGUGCACUUUAAGGGGCGAUCAGCAUUACGCGCACACGCACGAAGAAAAUCAGCGUUUUAGAAAAGUUUGUAAAUCUGCUAGAAAAUUGUAGUUGAAUUUUGGCUUAAGCAAACAUUUACACAUAACUUUACUGAUGGAUAAAGCCCAUUGUCUUUCUCUCUCUCUCACACACACUCUUGCUCUCUCUCUUUUUCUCUCUCUCACUCUUGCGCUCUCUCUUUUCUCUCUCUCUCUCUCUCUCUCUCUCUCUCUCUCUCCCCUCUCUCCUGUGAGGUUCUGAGUGUGUCCGUGACAUCCCCGCCGUACACACCGCCAUGAUCUGAGCCAACAACACACUCGGUGUGAUGCGCUUUUAAUGUUUCUUUUACACACAUCGACCGUUUUAGAGGUUGUGUUUUCGUGCUAGAGAGGAAAUGUGAUCAGUAUUAAUCUUUUUUUUUUUUUCUUUUUUAAAAUUUUUCAUUUACUUUACUUUUCAGUAUGGAUUAAAGAGCCAAGACUCUGCUCCUGUUUAACAUGGAGGUGUUUUAGAAAAGUCUUUUUACGUACGUACGUGUGUGUGUGGAGGUGAACAUGGGGACACGUUACACAGCCCCUGAUGAGAAAGCAAUACCCACUGUAAAUCUCUCAUUUAGCUCCAGGAGCCCAUGCCUGUUUUCUGAUUUAUAUUCAUUGUGCUUGAAAAGAUUAUUUAUGCAGAUUUUCAGACAGAUCUGAUGCCAUGGACGUGUAAAGAUGCGCACACAUGCACUCGCGCGCAUACACACACACACAAACAAACUCCCCGUCCCUCAAAAAAAAACACCACGAGUGAAGAGAACAUGAAGACACAUGGACUUUGCGUUCUCGCUCUUGCAAUAGUCUGCAUGUUUUGUCUGGAAAGUGUGCAAACUUGGACCGAUCAUCACGGCGCUCGCUGUCCCUCCCAUAGGACUGAAUGAUGUGGAGACACGGCUGCCUGGACUGUUAUUUCCAGACACUUCCGGGACUUUCUCCAAGCCUGCUGCUGCUGAUGUCGUCGACUCGGAGCAACACGCGGACCGAAGCGUGUUUUUGUUGGGGGGUUUUUUUUUUGUGCAGGAGGACAAAAAAAAAUGUGAAUUCUGUUUUUCUGGCAAUACAAAUCAUCGGCCCAAACUCCGUUUGUUACUCCUUUUGAUUUAGUUUUUUUCUUUUUAUUAUUUAUGAAUGAACUUGUAUGUAUGAAUUUCUCACUACAGGAUUAGGAUAUCAGGAUAUGAAUGUAAAGUUCAUAUAUGAUCCAAUCUUCAUUGUUCGAUUUGUACGGAACGCUAUAAAAUGUCUCUCUGGUUUUCCUCA